Molecule: messenger RNA, 2403 nt
Organism: Haliotis rubra (blacklip abalone)
Lineage: Eukaryota; Metazoa; Mollusca; Gastropoda; Lepetellida; Haliotidae
Product: ceramide kinase-like
Exons: 12
Coding region: 239-1669 (476 amino acids)
Molecular function (GO): kinase activity
Source: RefSeq, a predicted model, not a curated record
CUAGGUGAUUGGGGAUAAUCUUAAACAUGUCUGUACAUGAUGCAACAAGCUUUUCAAUACCAGCCGAGCUAUUUAUUUCCCAUUCCGCUGGGUAGUGGAGUCACAAAAUAGUGUAUCAUGUUGUACAAAACCCAAAACAUAAAGGCCUCGUCCGGUGGCCUAGAUAGUAGACCUGUUGCGCUGACUGACUGACUGACUGACGGGGCUGUGUAGAGCUACUCGGAAGUGAAGUGGAGCAAUGGCUGACAGCUCGAAACCAGUCGCCAGUACUGCAGCCGACGACACUUGUCUAGCGGGAGACUUCACGUGCGCCGGAGAUCUGGUGAGGCUGCAGGUUGACAACAGGAACAUAUGCUGGGUUACACAGACGAGGAGAGGAACCACUGAAUUAACUUUACCAUGGCGUGACGUCAUCGCAGCACACAGAGGGGCGCCUUCUUCCAAGGGCAAGGACACGAAGGACUCGCGGGAACUGGACUCCUUUACUGUCCACUAUGUACAUCGCCAGACGGACAACAGAUGGCGCCACCGCCACAAGACCAUGGAGGGCAAGAAACACACCCUGCAGGAGUGGGUGGACAUCAUAGGCAGCAGGAUAGACAUAACAGAUCGUCCCACGCGUCUUCUUGUAAUAAUCAACGCCAUCGGGGGCAGAGGUCAAGGCCGCCACAUCUACGAAACAAAAGUUGCUCCAUUGUUUGAACUGGCUGACAUACAGGCGGAUGUUAUUGUGACACAGAGGUCGAGACACAUAGGAGAGAUUGGCCAAACGUAUGACUUUUCCCAGGUGAACGGCGUCAUUGUUGCGGGAGGUGACGGUUCCUUCUAUGAGAUUAUCAACACGCUAGUACCCAGGAUGCAGGAGCACGACACUGACGCCAACAACCACACCGCUAAACUCUCCCCCGUGGAGAUACCCAUCGGGAUACUGCCUACAGGAACGGGAAAUGAACUCUGUAAAAGAACGUACGGCUUCGUAGAUGUGGAGACAGUCGCUCUUCACAUUGUGCAAGGCAGUACUGUAUGGAAAGAUUUGGCAAGUGUCCAUGAGGAGGGUCGCCUGGUGGGUUUCGCCGGGGUCAUGGUUGCCUAUGGUUACUGGUGCCAUUUCGUCAAAGAUGCUGACCGAGCACGGUGGUUGAAAACCCUCCGAUAUCCAAUUGGUGUAUUAUCCAGCUUCUUAAAAAAGAAGAGAGAGUUUGAUGCCGAGAUUGAAUAUGUCCUCAACGAUAGCACCAACACUGAGAGCGAGGCACCAACACCCCGCAGAGAUUGCGUACAGAUUCAAGGUCGCUUCACCGAUGUGAACUGUGUUCUGUCACGCUUGAAUACAGACGGUAACGGGGCAAAGGCUCUGUACAACCCCGGUGGCAUGACGUUAGUGACGGAAACCGUGUCUGGAAACAUCCAGUUUAUGAAGUUCCUGUUAAAGCUCAGCACCAUGCAGAAAGACAGUUAUAAUCAAGACUUCAUCAGUAUGUAUGACGUCACGUCGUAUAAAGUGAAGGUCGCAGACACAGAGAACAAUGGCGGCACAUCCGGUAAUGGCGAGGACAAGGCACACCUCAUCCUCCUGGAUGGUGAGAUCAGAUGUCUCGACACCCUGGAGCUAGAAGUCAAACAUCAACCAAACACCUGGAAACUGUUCUUUAGCCCAGCCACGGUGUAGCACAGAUGGGAGUUGAUCAGGAAAGCUGAGGUGGCGUGCUAGCGGGCGGAGUACUGGUGUAACACGUCGAGGACUACUCAGUGUGUAAAUUCAGUCACUUUGUAACACGUCUGAAAAUAUCUCUGCUCCACAAUAAAACCUGCCUGAAAAUAUCACUGAUUAUUUUGACAGAUUGACAAAUUCCACUGGUUGGUAUAAACGAAUUGCAAGAUGUGUCUCUGUUCACAAAAGCGCAAAGCAAAAAGGAUAGAUAAAAGGUACAACAAUACAAUCGUGUACAGUUACAGUUGGUUGGUAGUGCUACUAAUAUCUCUAUGUCUGAUAGAGUUCGCUGGUAGUGCUACUAAUAUCUCUGUCUUGUACCACUAGCUGGUUGUGCUUCAAAUAUGCCCAUUUUGAUUAUUGUCACCUAAAGAAAAUGUUUAACGUUUAACGUGUUUUGGCAAUCGUGACAAUUUAUCUGAUUGCUUUUGCAGAUUAAAAACUAUGAAAUAUCCAGAGUUGUGGGAUCAGCAGUACUAUAUGAAUUGUGCCCCCAUGUCCGUUUACUUACCUCACCUGGUAUUUGUUACCUGGGAGGUAUAGUGUUUUAACCACUCUUUGUCACAACACUCAGAUCAUGCCACGAUGUCCGUCUGAUACGUAAGAUUCUGAGGUAUGACAUCCGGGUAUAUAUUGAUCUUCAUACUUUUGUAAAAUGUUCAUAGAUGAUACACAUAAAUGAAUUGUCAAUA